Messenger RNA from Dioscorea cayenensis subsp. rotundata (Guinea yam), 1006 nucleotides. RefSeq names its product heavy metal-associated isoprenylated plant protein 39-like. Bases 199 to 798 code for a protein of 199 amino acids. The transcript has 2 exons. The record is from RefSeq and is a predicted model, not a curated record. NCBI's taxonomy places the organism in Eukaryota, Viridiplantae, Streptophyta, Magnoliopsida, Dioscoreales, Dioscoreaceae. Gene Ontology annotation, molecular function: metal ion binding.
CAUGUGAUUUUUUUUUCCCACUUCCAAAAUUCCAAAUAUUGUCCAUCCCACAUUGGUUUGCCCACUAUAUCUGUCUCUUCUUUCCUCAUUCUCUCAUUUCAUCACCAUUAUUUUCUUCUUUUAAGACUCUCUCUUCCUCUCUUUCUCCCUCUCUUUCUCUAGUUUAUUUUUUGUUUUCCAAGUUCUAGGAAGAGAGAAAUGAAGGUAAUAGUGUUGAGAUUGGAUUUACAUGAUAAUAAAGAAAAACAAAAAGCCAUGAAAGCAGUCUCAACACUUUCAGGAAUUGAUUCACUUACAAUGGACAUGAAAGAAGGAAAAAUGACAGUGGUAGGAAUAGUAGACCCUGUUAAUGUUGUUAGCAAGCUAAGGAAGACAUGGAAUGCUCAGAUCUUAUCGAUCGGACCUGUGAAAGAACCAGAGAAAAAACAAGAGGGUGAAAAGAAGGAAGAGCCAAAAAAAGAAGAACCGAAAAAAGAAGAGCCGAAAAAAGAAGAAGCUGAGAGCAAGAAAGAAGAGCCUGAGAACAAGAAAGAAGAGGCUGAGAAGAAGAAGGAAGAGCCUGAGAAGAAGGAACCCCCCAGUGAACAACAACAGAUGAUUUCUGAACUUGUCAAUGCUUAUAAGGCUUAUCAUCAAUUCAUGUCGACGCAUUCUCAUAAUCAAUAUGUGCCAGCAACGCAUUCUUAUAAUCAAUACAUGCCGCCAACACAAUACGUACCGCCGGCACAAUACAUGCCGACACAUUCAUAUGUUCAUCACAGUGCCGAAGAAAAUCCGAAUUCCUGUGUCAUCUGUUAAGUUUAUACCAAUUCAGUAAUGUAUCUGUUUCCACAUAUAUAUAAUUAUAUAUAUUGAGUUUUGUGUUAGGGAUAUGAUCUUGUACAGUUUGUGUAUUCUGCUACCUGUGUUUUUUUUCGUAUUUCUGAAGAGUUUCUGAAGAUGUAAGUGCUUGUGAGUUAUAUGUGUUAUUUUUUGAGCAUGCAGUUGUCAAGAAUUUCUAAAGAUA